Messenger RNA from Papaver somniferum (opium poppy), 2984 nucleotides. Its product is annotated as ankyrin repeat-containing protein ITN1-like. The coding region runs from base 120 to 2861 and encodes 913 amino acids. The transcript has 9 exons. Gene Ontology annotation, molecular function: protein binding. The record is from RefSeq and is a predicted model, not a curated record. NCBI's taxonomy places the organism in Eukaryota, Viridiplantae, Streptophyta, Magnoliopsida, Ranunculales, Papaveraceae.
UAAGUAAAUGUGUCAGUCGUUUCAAAAUUAAAGGUUAACCAAGCAUUCGCAGUCAUCGAACGUCUGGAGGAAAAGUAUUUCACUUCUGAUUUUAGUUCUGGUUUGCCGGGAUCUUAAAGAUGGCAUUAGUAGAUUUAGCUGAAAUUGCGAUUGUUGAUGAACUUCUUACACGAGACAAUUCCGAAGAAUGGAAAGUCAAAACGAAAAAUUACUUGUCAGAUCAAGAUCUAUGGGGUAUAGAAGAUGAAGUCCGUACUUACCGAUACGCUGAAAAUCAAUUCCAACCUUGGACAAUCAGGAAAAAGGGUAAUGGCAGGCUAAGAAUUACAUGCGGACUAGAGCUGCUUCCUGCAAUUCUGCACAAAGAAGCUUGGGAAGCACUAGCAGAGGUGUCUAAUACGACGGCAAUAGCAGCAACAACAAAUUUAGAUGAGGCAGCAGCAACAAUAAAUUUUGGUGAAGCAGCAGCGGCAACAAAUUUAGACGGAGUUCUAAUUUUUAAUGAAAUUCUUACAUCGACCAAUUAUGAAAAUUGGAAGAUGAACAUGAAAAAUAUAUUGUUAAGAAGAGAUCUGUGGUCUUUUGUUGGAACAAAAGCUUUUCAACCUCCAUCUGGCCAGGCAGAUAAUUUUUCCAUUUGGAAGGCUGCAAAUAGAAAAGCUCUUGAGAUCUUGAAUAUGUCUUGUGGGGAGGAAAUGCUACCUCACAUUUUGUACAUAGAUUCCUUCAGAGAUGCUUGGAACCAUUUAGCACUAGUAGCAGCUGCAUCUACGGCAGAAAAAGAGAGAUAUGGUAGGAUGUUACAAGCAGCGAUAACAGCUAAAGCAAAAUUAAAUGGUGUUAUUGAGGAAAAUAAAAUUAGAUCGCCAAGCAAUCAUAAGGACUGGAAAGUCUACAUGGAGAAUUUAUUGAAAACUAAAUAUCUGUGGGGAAUUCUGGAUGACAGUGAAGAUAUUGUGGAUGAAAGUGCGCAUCGAACAGCUCCUAACUGGUCUCACAAAAAUAGGGAAGCUUUAAAAACUAUAAGGAUGUCAUGUGGACCAGAAAUGCGUUUUUUGGGGGAAGUAGAUAAAGCCAAAGAGGCAUGGGAGCGGUUAGAAGCAGCUGAUUGUUUGGAUGGAGCAUACAUAAAGUACAUACCACUGCUCCAAGCCAUCCAAAAUGAUGAGUUCCUGGGAUUUCUGAGAUACGCAGAAAGGGUUCAUUUCAACGCUGAAGCAGCAAGAGCUAAACUUACAGAAGAAGGAUUAACAGCUCUUCACUAUGCUGUUAAGUUAGGCAAAGCUGAUAUUGUGAAAUUUCUGGUACACUUGAUGACUGGAAAAGAUUUAGAAAUAAAGACAGAUCAGGGUCAAACUGCCCUCUCCAUUGCAGCUGAGGGUAAUAAUGUGGAACUGGUUAAGAUAAUGGUGACGAAGAAUCCAAAGUUGCUAUUUAUUAAAGAUGGACUCAAGCAUAUCCCACUUGUUACCUCCGCUAUAAACGGAGACGAGGAUGUGUUGCGUUAUCUUUACUCACAGACAAACUUGGGAAAUGUAAAUUAUAAGGAAAUUGGAGAUAAGAAUGUUGCUACUCUUAUUACAGCUGCACUUAGGGUGGACUUAUUUGAUGUUGCAUUGGAACUACUGAGAAAAUUCCCAAAAUUAGCUACUACUAAGGAUGAGUAUGAAAUGACUGUUUUUAAUGUAUUGGCGGGAAAGCCUUCUGCCUUUCCAAGUGGAAAUCGUUUUGGAUUUUGGCGUACAUGCAUAUACGAAUGGAUUGACGUUGAAGAACCUGGAUUUAUUUGUAAAGCUCUCAUAGCAGUAGUUCCAGGUAUAAAACACAUACAUGAUAUGAAAGUGAGUCAUGCACAAGCCCAUGAAAUACUCGAGAUCGUUCGUCCCCUGCUUUCCAGAUUAAGUUCGAGUCAGCUCGUGGAAGCAAAAGCAUGUGAAGCAAUCUACCUGACAACUAUUCAUGGGAUUGUUGAGUUUUUCACAGUGCUCAUGAAUCAACCUAAUCUGAUAGACUUUAGAGAUGAAGACGGACGAGGUUUAUUUCAGAAUGCUGUUUUAUAUCGACAACAAAACAUCUUUGAUAUAAUAUCUCAGAUGGGAUUAAGAAACGAGAUUACUGAUAGUUUGGACAAGGACGGGAACAACAUCUUACACUGUGCUGGAAUUUGGGAAUCAUCGCGACUUGAUAAAGUCUCUGGCGAGGCUCUACAAAUGCAAAGGGAGAUACAAUGGUAUCAGGAGGUGGAAAGACUGGUAAAACUAAGACACAGAGAGAUGGAGAACAAAGAAGGUUUGAAACCUAAGGAUUUGUUCAAAAAACAACAUAAAAAUUUAGCAAAAGAAGCAGCAUCGUGGAUGAAAGAAACAUCGCAAGCGUGUAUGGUUGUCUCUACCCUUAUAGCCACAGUUAUGUUUGCGGCAGCGUUCACAGUACCCGGUGGCAAUGACCAAAAUACAGGACUCCCAAUGUUUCAGAAAAAAAGAGCCUUUGCAAUAUUUAUAGUCUCAGAUGCAAUUUCUCUUUUCUCUUCGUGUACGUCUGUCUUGAUGUUCUUCUCUUUAUUAACUGCACGCUAUGCGCAGCAAGAUUUCCUGGUAUCAUUGCAUAGGAAAUUGAUACUUGGUCUGUCCUCCCUCUUCAUCUCUAUAGCAACCAUGAUGGCUGCUUUUGCUGCAACACUUGUUAUUGCUGUUCAAAGGGAAGUUUGGUGGGCUUACAUCCCAGUGACUCUAUUAGCAAGUGUCCCAGUUAUCUUAUUUGGUCUUUUGCAACUUCCUCUUUUUGUUGACAUAGUCAAGUCCACCUAUUGGCCCAGUCUUCCUCGUAAGAAAACAUUGUAUGUUAAAAAGAAAAACAAGUAGAAUAUUUAAUGUUCCUGACCUUAAUUUGCUUGUGUUCCUUGUACAAUGAAUCUAAUGAAGGAGAACUUUAUUGUGUUAAAUUUUUUGUUUCUUUCUUAUCAUAUUAUACAGCUCUUUGUACUG